Linnemannia hyalina is the source of this 495-nucleotide messenger RNA. Lineage: Eukaryota; Fungi; Mortierellomycota; Mortierellomycetes; Mortierellales; Mortierellaceae. The record is from the annotation of a GenBank genome assembly.
AUGUCCUCAGCAGAGCAAUACGUUAGAACGGAACAUCCCGUUAUCGAUUCGGACCCCCACUUCAAGCGUGUCGUCCGCUACAUGCGCGGUUCGGAUUACGCCGCAUGGGGUACCCUUACCGUCGGAGCUCCCGCUGUCCUCCUUGCCCUCGAGCGCAUUAGACCUGCUGCUGGACCCAAGGGAAUCAACGUUGCCUUGGGUGUCGCCACCGCCAUGGGUUUCAUGGGCGGUUUCCUCUACUCUUACCAAAAGUCAAGUCUCCGCUUCUGGGGAUGGGAGGAGAACGCAAGGGAGCAGGCCAUGAACCGCAAGGAAAUGGACGCCCGUGCUGCCGCGGGUCUCCCCGCCUACGGUGAGCCCACCAUGGACGAGGCCGCUCAGGCUGCUGCCGCAAGAAACUCCAAGUUUGCCGCCCUCAAGUUCGCUGCUAUCCCUUAUUUCAACACUACCAACCACAAAUAUCACCUUUCGGAGAACACCAGCAUCGACAAGUAA